CCAACCCAAAACAUUCGGCUCUCACUGUAAACUUGACUGUGACAUGCACGGUGUAGCAAUGCAAAAACAAUAUAAGUAAUUACUUACUAAAUGAUUUUUUUCCCCGAAAUAUUUUACGUUUGAAAUAACAAAGGAUGCUCGUCGAUAGAUUGUCCGCAGCAAAGACGGCUCAAAGAGAUGUUCCCAAUGUAGCACAUCAAUUGAGUCCUGCGUGAAGAAGGAGAUGAUACCAGACCCUGCGUCUGCAGCCGCUUCCGAGCUAAAUAGGAGCUCAAGCCAGGAUGAGGCAAAGUCCUCAGGAGCCGUCAAUAAUUCCGAGGAUGAGUCUGGCAAUGAGAACAGACACAAGAGAGGGCCACAGCGACGUCGGAAAAGACCUCUCAAAGAAGCGGAGAACGUUGCCAGCAAAAAAACCAAAAGUCGUCGGAGCGGCGAUCGAAAGGACGUUCGCCGUCGUAAAUGUCGACACGCAGAAGCCGUCACCUUGUUUGACGUCAUUACCAUGGGGCCGAGCGCCAUGCGGGUGGUCAUCGAGGGUUGGACAGAAGCCUACGCGGCGGACAGAGACGCGUCCCUCCUGGACCUCAUCAGCUUUUUCAUUCAGUGCUGCGGCUGCAAAGGUGUAGUCACAGCUGAAAUGUGUGACACCAAAGGUGACAGUGAUGCCAUGGACAAGUUGGUGGACGAGUUGGUAGAAGACUUGGAUGAGGUUGCCAGUCUGCAGUACAAGAAGUUUCUUGCGUUUCCAUGGAUUCUCACAGUCACUUGGCCCACUGAUGCAGACAGUCUGGACUACCCUCUGAUCCAGCCCGGACCGUACGGCCGAUGGUUCCACACGGAGCUUUGCGACUUUGUGUCGGUUCUGGUGCGCCAGUGUCAACACAGCCUCCUCUUUGACAACUUCUUGGUCAACACGCUCAUUUCGCUGCUGUCAGAGCUGUCCGACUCCCACGUGCGGGCUUUCCGACACACCUGCACACUCGCAGCGGUCAAACUGCUCAGCUCCCUGGUGGACGUGGCUCUUAAUUUGAGCACAAGUGUUGAAGAAAGUCAAAAGCUGCAACAGGUGCAGAGGCCAAGUCGACAGAAGGCGCAGGGGGAGCGAGCGCAACAGAAAAUGAAGGAGCUGCUGGAAAAAAGGGCCGAGAUAGAGAGCAUGAUGGACGCCAUCUUCAAGGCCGUUUUUCUCAAGAGAUAUCGUGACGUGCUUCCGGAAAUCCGUUCCAUCUGCGUGGAGGAGUUGGGCCUGUGGAUUAGGCUUUACAGCUCUGUGUUCCUCAAAGAUACUUACCUCAAAUACAUGGAUUGGAUGUCAUACGACAAGAUUCCAGAUGUGCGUCUCAGGUGUAUUUUAGGCCUUCAGACCUUAUAUGGUGAUCCUCUUCUUUUGCCUCAAUUGGACCUCUUCACCAGUCGCUUCAAGGAUCGAAUGAUAUCCAUGACACUGGACAAGGACAACGAAGUGGCAUUGCAGACAAUGAAAUUGUUGCUGCUCAUCUCCAAAACGUGCGAAGAUGCACUGAGUUCCGAUGACUACGAGGCUCUUCUCCAGCUUGUUUAUUCCUCGCAGCGCCCUCUUGCAGCUGCGGCCGGGGAGCUACUCUUUCUCAGGAUUCUCAGCGCUGACGAUCCUGCCGCUAACAGUCAGGAGGGAAUUAUCCAAGGGGAGAGUCAUCAACGGAAAACUUUGAGGAGACUCAAGGCCCUGCUGGAUUUCUAUCACAACUCUAAGCUGCACAACCACGUGGUUUACCUGGUGGACAGCCUUUGGGACUGCAGUGGAGCUCUACUGAAGGACUGGCCCACAAUCACAUCUUUACUGCUUCAAGAUCUCUCGCCGGGGACAGGCUUCACCAGGGAGGAAGAAUUGGCGCUCGUAGAAAUCGUGCUCGCGUCUGUACGGCAGGCGUCAGAAGGACCAGCGUUGGCCGGGAGGAACGGUGCGAAGAAGAUGAUGAGUUCCAGAGAAAAGAAAGUUCAGGUUGACGACUGCGCAAAACUAACACAGCACUUCUUGUGGGAACUUUCAAACUUAAUGACCAAGUUUUCAGGUCGAUGGGACAUUGUUGCCUCCUUGAUGAGGAUUCCUCAGUACUUCCUGCCAGAGAGCCCCGAGGCUCUAAACACCCAGAUGGUUUCUAGACUGUUAGCGGAAAUCGGACUUGUUCUGGAGGGCCAUUCGGGCACUGAUGUCCUGGAGGCGGCAUCUCGCACAUUCCUCAGUCUGUGCGGAGAGGAGACCACCUGGGGUUCCACGGCCCGCCCCGCCAGAGAUUCCAUGGUUCAGAGCUGGGUGGACCACCUCAAAGACCUGUUGACGGACUCCUUCACGGAUGGCAUCUUAUCUGCUGAUGAAGUGCAAACUGAAGACAUUUUAGUCACACUGAAGAAACUCAGAGCUUUCCACAACUGUCACGACCUUUCUGGCUGGAAUCUGUUCGACCUGCUCUCGCCUCUCCUGCCAGUAGAGGGCAGCCAGGAGGAGUUGCCACCUCAGGUGUUGAAGGAAGUGUUACAAUGUCUGUGUUACUGUGUUUUCUGGUCCCUGAGCAAAAGUGGAGAAACUCUGACUUCCAGGGACAAGGCUGUGUCCCAAAGGCUUCAGUUGCGUGUACUGAGCGAGGCGAGUCAUCGCUGUCUCUCUCAUCCUGACCACAGUGUCAGACAGCAGGCAUUUCUAGGCGUGUGUGACAUCCUAACCGCGCACUCCUCCCAGCGACAAGCGUGGCAUCCCACCUCAUGCGGCCCCCUGCCCUACACACCCACACCCAAACUGCAGAUGGCGCUUUUGCACUUUGUAUGCAAGAAUGUCUUUGUGGGGCCAGAUUGUGACCACGACAGCAAAGCUUGCCUGAGUUCCGAGGAGGAGAAAAUGGAAAAGCUCCAUAAACGAAGAAUCAUGCUGGCCGCCUACUGCAAGCUCAUCCUACAUGGCGUACUGGAGAUGAGCACGGCGUCGGACAUCUUUACCUUCUAUGUCAAGCAUCAUAACGACUUGGGUGACAUCAUCAAGGAGACCAUACACAGAUGCAGACUUCUCGAUAAGCUGGAGAGCACUCGUGCGCUAGUGCUGUCUUUGCAGCAGCUUUUUGUGCGUCUGAAGCGCGAACAAGAGGGCGCGGGGUCAGCUCACGUCCACCUCGGGGUCCAGACUUUCGCCGGCAUCAAGGAGCUAGCCAGACGCUUCGCCCUCACCUUCGGGGACCCCGUUAAAUAUCGAGAGUGCCUCGUACUCAUCCACAGGAGCGGCAUUGAAUUUGUUUUCCGGGACUUUGCUGGCUCCUCCCUGGCGUUCCUGCCCUACUUGAUCAUCCUGGCCGAGUUCUCCGGCAAGCUGCUCAAACCAGACAAGAGGACAGUGUUAGCCUACUUGCAGAAGCACGUGCCAAACCUCAAAGAGGUGCAACGGCAGCCGCUGCUCCUCUACCGCGGCUCCCUAUUGGCCGAAGGGGACGACGACGCCUCCCACGGACGCUCCAACGCGGCCAAGAACAAACCGGAACGCUCGCCGAGCCCCACUGAUCCUCGAAUUGAAAAUCGCAGCAACAAGAUGACCCGUACGCCGGACCCUGUGGUCAGUCGACCCCCGACACAACUCAACGCUACCACGUCUGACGGUGACGAAGAUGACGAAGCUGCCGUGGAAGUUGAGCUCUGACUAAAUUUUGACGGUCACGAUUUUAACUCCGAAAGAACACUACUUUUUGUCUCCCUCUAUUUAUUUAUCUAUUGUAUUCAGGUAGUUCCCGGGUUACGACGUACUCGAUUUAUGCGAUUUCGACUUAACGACACCAGUCUCUCAUCCGCCAUUUUGUUUCCAGUCUUUUUUUUUAGUCGCACAAACAGUACCAAAUUUUACCUCAUAGAAUCGUAUUUUUUAACUUUACUUUAUUAACACGACUUGUUCUGUCCUCACUAAACUUGAAGUUCAGCUUGACAGAUGGCAAACUAAGCAAUUGUGCUUUUUGAAGCUUUUGACUUCCUUCACUUUUGACAAUUUGGAAAGCUGCAACACACAUAUGUACAGUUAUGUUCAUAAUGCCACGCAUUUUAACGAUGAAACACUUGACCCAAAACAAUUGGUGCUCAAACAAACAUCCAUCUAGUCUGAUCAAUAUGUAAAUUUAGUAGUGUUAUAUAUUUUUUGGGGGGGGGUUUAGUAAAGGGAUGCAUGAGGAGUCCUUCCGCGAGUUACAUACAAGUGCGACGUGGUUUUGGUAUGAUGCGAUAUUCAGUCAGAGGUGGGUACAGUAGCCAAAAAUUUUACUCAAGUAAGAGUAGCGUUACUUCAAAAUAUUACUCAAGUAACAGUAGUCGCCUAAAAAAUGUACUCAAGUAAGAAAGUAUUUGGUGAAAAGAAUACUCAAGUAAUGAGUAACAUUGUGAUUAACUGCUAAUAUUUUUGUUGGAUUUUUUUUAAAACAAUGGUAAGUUUUUUUUCUCUCGGCACAAACUUAUCUAUGUGAGUUGUUGUUGUGAUACUGUACAAUAAACCAUUACAUAACCACAUUAAGCCCAAAAAAUAUACACAAAAAAAAAAAAUUACGAGAGAAAAAAAAAAAAAGUAAAUAAAUGAAGCAUUAUUCACCCAAAGAGCAUGAGUGCCCUCUGCUGGAGAAAAUAUUUCCUAGUUUGAAUAGUGACGAGUUCCUUCUUAAUUACGAUUUUGAAAUCAAAAGGAUCAUAUCCGGAUUUCCGUGGUCAAUCAGUGCCAAAUAAAAACUGGAAGAGAGGUUAAACUCCGUGCUUUUGAGUCAUGUUGAGGGCAGCGCUCUAUAUCAAAUACUUGAUUUUUUACGGUGCUUUAAAGACACCACAUGAUUGAACAGGCUGGCGUGAAGAUAGAACGACAAGCUUGCGUUUGAUUGGUAUAAUAGUAGUGUGAUUAUUGUUGCGACGUCUAAUUGGUGAAAUCGCUUGAGCUACUCUUAGCAUCACUGGCUAAAAAUUACAUGAACUAUGUAGAAUAAAGAGGAAAAAUGUAACGACUCUUGUGUAGCCCAAAGUAGCAGAGUAGCGGUUUUUCUUCACAAAUCAAGUAAAAGUAAAAAGCAUUGCUUGUAAAACUACUUUUAGUACAUUUUUUGCUAAAAGUUACUCAAGCAAAUAAAACGGAGUACAUGUAAUGUGUUACUACUAGAGCUGCGAAUCUUUGGGCACCUAACGAUUCGAUUACGAUUCAGAGGCUCCGAUUCGAUUAUAAAACGAUUAUUGAUGCACCCCCACCCUCCUUUUUUUUUAUUUUUUAAAAUGUUUUGUACAUUAGUUCCAAAAUUGUUCAAAAAUACUCUCUGGCUAAACCAAACUACUAUUUCAGUAUCAAGUUAACAUAUAGCAGUAAAGAAAUACACAAAAAUAACAGUAAAUAAAAAACACCAGUCCCCAUUCUGUAUCAGCAGCUUUAAACUACAUUCAAUUAAUUUAAUGUUGUGAAUCAACCGUUAAAGUUGUUAAAAUUGCUCCCGUUAUUCCAUAAUUUCCCUUUUGUCUACUUUCGACAUGUGAAAGUUUUAAAACUAUUUUAAAGAUAGAUUCUAGUCAAUAUUUUACCGAUUUAGGAGUAUUUAAGAUAAAAAGUUAAUUAGGUUUGAUUGGAAGGUUCGCUACAACAGCCUUGCAGGGAAGUGUACUGCUUUAAGAUGGCGGCCGUUUACUAACGCCCGCAUCUCGCUUUUUGUAGAUGUGCUGCUAACGCUACUGAAUCUAUAAUGCAUCUAGUCCUAUAUAAAUGAUAUCUACCGUAACAUUAUGUGGAUGUACUUUGUAGCAGCUUUUCGGCAGCAGUCAGGUAUGUUUGUUUUUUUUAAUCUCGUGGCAUGAGUUGAGCAUUGGCAUUACCCGAGGGGCCGGUUAAUGAGAAGCAUGAUGUUUAGCUACUCUCGCUCCGUUCAUUGCCUCCCGAAGAGCGCGCGGCGCGCUGAGUGUGUUGUACUUCUGCUUUACUUGGCAUAUUUCAAUAAUCGGAAUUUGGAUGUUUGUGAAUCGUUCUCGAAUCUGCCACGGCCGAAUCGCGAAUAAUCUAUGAAUCGGAAAUUUUGUACACCUCUAGUUACUACCCACCUCUGUCUUCAAUGUCAUCAAAACGGCUCAGCUUGGCUCCAUGGUACGACACUCCUCCUCCUCAGACUCCUUGCUCACCACAGUAGAUUGGUCUCAUUUGCUUCACAAAAGUCCGCUAUCUUAAAUGCUACGAAUGCUAACGUAUUUACAAUUCUCAUCGAAAUUGCUCACACGUAACUCCACGAAAUGCAGUUGUAAACUUAAUUACAAAUGCUUACACGAACAUACUACGAGGGGCAUUCGAAAAGUAAUGCACUCAAGUACAUUACUCGUACAGGAUUUUACCAAUCUUGUUUAUAUUU
Messenger RNA from Corythoichthys intestinalis (scribbled pipefish), 6362 nucleotides. Its product is annotated as cohesin subunit SA-2. The record is from RefSeq and is a predicted model, not a curated record. The transcript is spliced from 31 exons. NCBI's taxonomy places the organism in Eukaryota, Metazoa, Chordata, Actinopteri, Syngnathiformes, Syngnathidae. Bases 224 to 3658 code for a protein of 1144 amino acids. Gene Ontology annotation, biological process: sister chromatid cohesion. Gene Ontology annotation, cellular component: nucleus; chromatin; cohesin complex. Gene Ontology annotation, molecular function: chromatin binding.